This is a messenger RNA of Electrophorus electricus (electric eel), 4957 nucleotides long. The record is from RefSeq and is a predicted model, not a curated record. NCBI's taxonomy places the organism in Eukaryota, Metazoa, Chordata, Actinopteri, Gymnotiformes, Gymnotidae.
AUUUUUUCCAGUUUAUGGAUAUGCAUAUGCAGAGACAGUUCCUUAGGGUUUUUGCUAGAUUAAUCUGUUAUGAGUGCUUAUCUUUUCUGGAGUUAACAACGCUGUCAAACCAGAAUUAAGACUGAACAUCUGAGGAAAAAUGAGAGUGAAAGAAAUUCUGAGGACGGCAACCCAGGCAUGGAGUCCUGCAGCACACCAUCCUGCUUACCUGGCCUUAGGAACAUCAGCACAGCAGCUGGAUGCUACCUUCAACACCACAGCAGCUCUGGAGAUCUUUGAGAUGGACUUUGCAGACACAUCCAUGGAGAUGAAACUCAGGGGGUCCAUAUCCACCACUCACAGGUUCCACAGUCUGCUCUGGGUGGCAUAUGGCAUGGGGACGGGAAGAUCAUCAGGCCGGCUAAUAGGCGGAGGUGAGAAUGGUACGCUGACAGUGUACAGCCCCGAGAUGAUCCUCACUGGCCAAGAUGGAGCUAUUACUGGCCAGUCCAGCAAACACACUGGUCCUGUACGUGCUCUUGACUACAACCCCUUUCAGAGUAAUCUGCUGGCGUCUGGAGCAAAUGAUUCAGAGAUUUAUAUCUGGGAUUUGAACAGUUUCAGUAAUCCAAUGACACCAGGCACAAAAUCACAGCUGAAUGAGCCAGUGGAGGAUGUAAGUGUUGUAGCCUGGAACAGACAAGUGCAGCACAUCCUGGCUUCAGCAGGGCCUAGUGGGAGAGCUGUGGUCUGGGACCUGAGGAAGAACGAGCCCAUCAUCAAGAUCAGCGACCACAGCAACAGAAUGCACUGCUCUGGGAUGUUGUGGCAUCCAGAGGUGGCCACUCAGGUGGUGUUGGCCUCAGAGGACGACCGCAUGCCAGUCAUCCAGAUGUGGGAUCUACGAUUUGCUACCUCCCCUCUCAGGGUGCUGGAGAGCCACACUAGAGGGAUCCUCUCUGUAUCAUGGAGCCAGGCAGAUCCAGACCUGCUCCUCAGCAGUGCUAAAGAUAACCGAAUUCUCUGCUGGAACCCCAAUACUGGCGAGAUCAUCUAUGAGCUGCCUACAGCCAACCAGUGGUGCUUUGAUGUGCAGUGGUGUCCGCGUAACCCUGCCCUUCUGUCUGCCGCCUCGUUUGAUGGCCACAUCAACGUCUACAGCGUGAUGGGUGGCUGCCUGGAAGCUCAGCAGUACAGCACAUCUGAUAAGAUUUCAGCUGCCUUCAAUACCAGUGACCCAUUUGGCACAGGCCACACCCUCCCACCUCUGCAGGUGCCCCAACCAACAGCUACAUCCACCAUCAUUCCUCCGCUCAGAACCCCACCCAAAUGGGUGCGCAGGCCCCUUGGAGCCUCUUUCGCUUUUGGUGGGAAGCUGGUGACAUUUGAAAACCAGCAGCCUUCACACCAGGCCCUCCCCCGACAGGUGUAUGUGAGUCAGGUAACCACGGAGACAGAGUUUCUUCAGCGUUCAAGGGAGCUUCAAGCCACCCUGCAGUCUGGGGCCUUUGUCAGCUACUGCCAGAGCAAGAUCUCUAGCGCCCCUUGUGAGGCAGAGCAGGACAUCUGGAGGUUCCUGCUGGUCAACUUUGAAGAGGAGGCCCGUGUCAAAUUCUUGCGUCUUUUGGGGUUUAGCAAAGAUGAGCUGAACAAAAAGAUCUCCUCAUCCCUGGGGAAGGGGAAACUUCCCAAUGGUCAUGGUCUGGACGUGAGCGAUUUGGCCGAGAAGAUGCAGAAUCUCUGUACUCAGAGGGAAGACGAGGGUGGUGUGGCGGCAGGAACAUCCGCCACAGCUGAUCUCGGUCACAUACCACAGGAGAAAACACCUUUCCACAUCCCAGUGUCUGCAGAUAUGGAUGGUCUGAUCAGCCAGGCUCUGCUGGUGGGGAACUUUGAGGGCGCUGUUGAGCUGUGUCUGAAUGAUGGACGUUACGCUGAGGCCAUCCUUCUGUCAAUCAGUGGUGGGGAGGAGCUACUUAAAAAGACCCAGCAGAGAUACCUCAACAAGCAGACCAACAGCAUCUCCAUGCUGAUCUCGUCGGUGGUGAUGCAAAACUGGAGGGACAUCGUGCAAGGUUGUGAGCUUGAUAACUGGAAGGAGGCGUUAGCAGCCCUGCUUACCUAUGCUAACCCGGAGGAUUUCUCUGCACUCUGUGAUAUCCUGGGUUCGCGUUUGGAGGCCGUGGGGACAGAGAAGAGCUGUCUACAGGCCUGUCUGUGCUAUAUCUGCUCUGGAAACAUCCACAAACUGGUGGAGUGCUGGAUCUCACAGAAAGACUGUUCCUGUCCUCUCAUGCUGGAGGAUCUGGUGGAGAAGGUCAUGGUGUUGCAGAAGUCUGUUGAACGCUUGCGUAGCAGUGAGGUUACAGUGAAGAGUUCAGUUCUGGAAGACAAACUCAUUCAGUAUGCCAGAGUGUUGGCCUCCCAGGGCAGCCUGGAAACAGCCCUCAGCUACCUGCCUGAGAAAUCAGACAAAGCUACUGUUCAGAGGCUGAGAGAACGCUUGUUCCAUGCUCAGGGUGCAGGGGCUUUCGCACAGCUGCCCUCUUAUUCUAAACCUCCAACAGGGGGUGCCUCAGCCCAGACUGCCCCUGCCACUACUACAAAUGCAGUACUGAGCACACCAUCACAGGGGCAGUACCCUUCAGCAGUGCCCACCCAGAUGUCCCAGUUGGGGCAACCAGCAAUACCAGUGAUACCAACAACACACACACCUGGUGUGCCCUGCCCAACCAACAGACCUGUCUACCCAAAAUACCCUGCUACAGCUCCAGGUUUUCCUCCUUCCCAGCCAGAAAGGGCUCCUCUAGGUUUCACAACUGGCCCAAACCUGCCCCCCUCCAGUCUUCCUGCCCCAGCCUCUCCACAGUCCUCUGCCCCAGGGCUCAUCAUGCCAGUUCCUGUGCCCACGAUGCCUCCUCUUUCAGCACCUGGUUUUCUCCCCUCCAAAUCCAUGCCUCCAGUUCCCCCCACUUCUCUUCCUGGGGGGCCUGUGUCCAUGUUCUCGGGUAUAACUCAGACACAGAGUCCUGCCCCCCCACCUCCCAGCACUGCGUUCCCCUCUGCUGGAGCAGGGUACCCCCAAGGAGGUCCUGGAGCACCAGGGACGAAGAACAUUACUGCGUCAGCUGUUGCCCCACCUCCAACAGGCUAUUUCCCGUGGCUCACAGAACAUAGUGAAGAACAAGGUGCCCGUGAAGGGUGGAACGAUCCACCUGCUAUACGUGUAGGCCCCAGAAGUAAAAAGGUUCCUGGUGACUACAUGCCUCCUGCUCCAAUCACUGCACCUGUCAUGAGCUUACCUGCAGACACUCCCUUACCUCAAGACAGGGGUCAGGUCCCGCCAGGAGCCCCACAGGAGCCCAGUCUGCAGAUUCUACAGCAGCUACCUGCAGAGAGAGUGGAGCAGAGAGAGAUUCCAUCAGAACACAUGAUCCUGAAGACCACCUUUGACAGCUUAGUGCAGCGCUGUCAGUUAGCAGCAACAGAUCCGCAAACAAAGAGGAAACUUGAUGACUCCUCCAAACGUAUCAGCAGCUUGUAUGAAAAGCUCCGUGACCAAGUGCUCUCUCCUAGCAUCCUGGCAGGGCUGCAUGAGAUCAGCAACUGCAUGGCCGUCCGGAACUACCUGCGGGGGCUGGAGGUGCACACGCAGGUCGUGAGCAGCAGCAACUUUAGUGAGAUCUCUGCCUUCAUGCCUGUCCUCAAAGUGCUCAUGACCAUUGCCAACAAGCUUGGUGUGUGACGGACCAAAUGCGCAUACAGAACACACACCCUACCAGAGUAUUAAUCCGGAGGGGAGGGAGGGAGACCACACAGGAUGAGAUGAACAUUUAUAUUGUGUUGAUCAUGAGUAAUAUCCUGUUGCUUCGUAAUGUUGGUAUAUUCAUCUUUUGUUUUUUUUCACCACGUCCCAAAGAACAGUUUGUAUUACUCGUGUGCAUCUGUGCAGAGGUGUCGUGUGUGUGUGUGACUUUAGGGAUGGUGCUACUGACUGACUGUUGGGGUGUGUGAAUGUAGAGGAGCACCAGAUGAUUUGUUUAUGGUAGAUUAUGGUUGCCUAAUGAUUUAACAUGCACACGUGAGAAUGUUGUUAACACUUCAAAAAUUACAGCACGAAAUACAGACGUUUGUUACUGCAAACGGUUGUUUUACUACGGCUUUUCUGAGUUUGGGUUCAUCCACUUUUUAUUUUUCAUCACAGAUUAAAUUAUGGCUUCUUAUACAUGCACACAAUCACAGAAAAUCCAGCUAGUACCUACUCUCCCUGUCCUUUUCACAAUUAGUAUCUUACACUAGUAGACAUGGUUUCAUGAAUAUUUGAUUGCUAUAGGAAGUUUCCAAAAGUACUGUAAAACUAUUGUGCUCCACCUUGAGGCCCUUUUUUAUUGAACAUUGUUAAUCCCUUUUAAUGAGUCAAACCAAAACACAAAGCUUGUUUUGGAGCUGUCCUGCUCUGUACACCUGAGAUGAGUUAAGCAGAGGCAGAGGAACGCUUCUCUCUCUCUCGCGCGCGCUUGCUCGCUCGCUCUCUCUCUCUUGCGCUCUCUCUCUCUCUCACACACACACACACACACACACACACACACACCCCUUCCUGAUCUCCCUACUUGAAGCUGGUCAGUGAAUGUCUCUGGGAUUUAGCCCACUAAAGGACACAAAACUCCACAACUGGGAAGUAAUGAAAGUUUUGCUUGCCUUUGUAGUGCCGUUGUGUGCACUGCAGUAAACUGUAUAAAUGUGUGUGCUGUGACCAUUUUCCAUUAGGAGUUCACCAGUGUGUUUUAAUACUGCCAUACUACCAUCCUUUGUCAUUACUGUUCCUCAGAAGUGUAUGUAGUUGCGUUUAUCAGCUUACUUAUUGGUUUGAUGUGCUGAGUAUUCCACAAUGCACUUAAAGCAGAACUUUUGUACAGUGCACGCUUGGCCUUUUCUGUCUUACGUGUAGCAAGACCUGAUUAAAAAUCAGUCCAGGUUU